Danaus chrysippus (African queen) is the source of this 300-nucleotide messenger RNA. NCBI's taxonomy places the organism in Eukaryota, Metazoa, Arthropoda, Insecta, Lepidoptera, Nymphalidae. The record is from the annotation of a GenBank genome assembly.
AUGAAGUUCGUAGUUUGCGUAUUCUUGUUUGCUGUAGUAGCGGUGGCACUAGGUGACAAGCCUCACUACGAUUUAAACGACGCUCCCGCACUUUUCGAAAAAUUUGUUAAGGACUUCAAUAAAAGUUACAAGGAUGAUGCUGAUAGAGAGGUACACUAUCAGGCAUUUGUUAAGAGCUUGCAAGAAAUAAACGAAGCUAAUGCCAGACCCUCUGGAACUAUAUACGAUAUUAACAACUUUGCUGACUACACGGAAGAGGAACAAAGCAACAUGCGUGGUUUGGUGUUACCAGGUGAGUAA